AUGAAGAUCGUGGAAAUGUCAUUGGAGGGGUUUAAAAGCUAUGGAGAGCGAGUCAAGAUCGGUCCCUUCAGUCCUAACUUUACGGCAAUUUGUGGUCCCAACGGGACGGGCAAGAGCAACUUCUUUGACGCGAUCUGUUUCGGUAUGGGAUUUCGCGUAGGGAACGACAUGAGAGUUGACAAUCUUACGGAUUUGAUCUAUCAGAGGGGUCAAAGUAAUAUAAGCAGUGCUGCUGUGACUAUAGUAUUUGAUAAUCAGGAUAAAAAGUUCUCUCCCACAAUGUAUGCCGAUUGUGAUAAGAUAACUAUCUCUCGUCAGAUUGCCCUACGAGGUCGAGAUCGAUUCUUUGUGAAUGGCCAACUGAGAAAACCAACCGACAUUACUCGGAUGCUACUUGAGGCGAAACUGAACGUUCAUAAUGCGCAUUUCGUUGUUUUGCAAGGUACCAUUCAGAAGGUUAUACUCAUGAAGCCCAAAGAGAUACUCAGUAUGUUUCAAGAAUCUGUUGGAACAAACGUGUUUGACAAAGAAAAAGAACGGAGCCAAAAAGUAUUGACGGAAAAACAAGUUCAGCUGCAAAAAAUUGAAAAGGACAUAAACGAAAGCUUAGAGCCAGCCUUAGAGAAAUCGAAAAAGGAAAAGGCUAACUAUAUACGUUGGAUGAACUUGGGUUCGGAAAUUAUAGCUAUGAAAUACUAUGUUGCGCUUAAUAAAAAACGUGUGUUACACGCACUUUUAUGCAAGAAGAAAAAAAUUGUCGAAGAGAUACAGCUAGACUUGAGUAACAAUGACCAACAGCAGAUCACUAAGCGCAACGAAUUAAGUGCAAUUAGAGAUCGCCUAAAGAUCUUAAGUCAACAGAUUGCUGAGCUUGAAACAACUCCUCACGCUCAAAAGCUAAAACAGGACAUAAAUAAUACACAACUUGAACAAAACAAGCUUACUACACUGAUUACAUCCAUUUCAAAGGAUAUUUCGAACGGCUUGAAAGAGCUUAAAUUGCAGCAGAAAUCUCUGCAAUCUACUGAAUCUAGGUUAAAGGCGUUUGAAAAGGACAACAAAUCUUACAUUGAAGAAGAGAGCGCGUUAAAGGCGAAAACAAGCAAGACAAGAGAGAUUAUGAACAAGGCUAACGAAAGACUGGAGCUGGCCAAAUUAGGAAAAUGGACAACUGAGAGUGGUGAACCCCUUGGGGAAAUAGUAGAUGAUCUAAAACAAAAAGAAACUGACUUAAAUAAUCGAAUAAUUGCAUUAAAUCCUAUAAUCAAACAUCUUGAGAGUGAGGUUCAGAGGUUAGGUAAGACAGCCAAGAACACUCGGGAAAUUGAAGAGGCAGAGAGAUCAUUAAAGAAGUGGCAGGAUAUGUUGUCAGCGACUGAGUUAAAAUUGCAAGAUUUUGAUUAUGAUGCAAAUGAGGAGAAUUCUAUUCAGACCAAGAUAUUCCAGUUGAAUAGCGAUGAAGACCGAUACCAGGAUGAGUUACGCAGCUUGGCCCAGAGGUUUGCGCGAGAGGAGAGAAUUCGCCAAAAAUUUCCGGACGUGAAUAAAGUGCCGGGACCAUUAUUGGAUGUAUUUAGUAUCCAUAAAGGGUAUGAACAAUACAGUCUUGCUUUGGAGGAAGCGGCAAAGACCCGCUUGUAUCACAUAGUGGUGGACAAUGAUGCUACAGCCACGGAGCUGUUUCAAUGGGCUACGAACCAUGGUGUGCGUGUGACAUGCUUGCCAAUUAAUCGAUUGAAUAACAAAAGACCCUCUCGCGAUGUUAUCCUACGUGCUACAAAGCUGGCGAAUCAUGAAGGUGGCAAUCUAUUCUAUGCACUUGACAUUUUAGAAUAUGAUGUGAGCCAUGAGUCGUGCUUGUGUUCUGCCUUCAAUGUCUUUUUAACAGAUAAUCAGAAAAUAGCAAGGCUGAUUAAUGGUCAAGACAACUGGAUAUACAAUACUAUAACAAUCGAUGGAGACUGCUACAAUCCUACUGGCCAAAUAUCUGGUGGUAGUAAAAGUGGUAUGAAUCAUUUAAUUAAGAACAGAACACGUUUCAAUCAUGUCAGAAAAACGAUCGAAAAUGAUAUAAAAUUAGAACGUGAUAAACUGAAGGCAUUACUCGCAUCAUGUAUUAAUAAACAAGCUAGAUCCCAAGAAUUAAAGUCUACUAUACAAAGCUGCCAGCAAAAAAUAGAGACAAUUAAUGUGCAAAUCUCAAUAAAAAAAGAUACUACAGAUGAAGGCAAAUUGUUCAAAGCCCAACAAGAACUACAUGAGAAGAGUAACGCAAAACAGUCAUUAGAAAAUGAGUGCAGAUCAAUUACUAAAGAUCUACAACCUCACGAAAAAUAUUUGAAUAAUUGUCUAAAAAAUCCUCAAAAAGAAAUGGAUAAUCUUAGUAAAUCGUAUAAUGAUAAUAAAAGUGAAUAUGAUAUAUUAUGGAAAAAAUACCAAGAAUUAUUGGAUAGAAUGUCCCAAGAGAAAUUCAUACAUUCUAAUUUAGUAACUGAGAAGGACGCUAUUGUGUCAGAGCUGGAUAAGAUUCAAUGUCAAAUUAAAGAAUCUGAAAAGGAGUAUGAAGAUCUUCAAGUACAAUUACCUGUAAUAGAAUCCAACCUGAAUAAUUUACAACAUCAAUAUGAUGCUAUAUCUCAACAGAAAUAUACGGCUCAAAAACAGUAUAAAGAGCUUGAUGAGCAAUCUAGAUCAAUACAACAAGAUCUGGAGGAUAAUCAAGCAAAAAAUAGUCGAUUGCAUAAUGAACUUAAUAAGUUAAAAAACGAUAUCAUAUCCUUGACCACUAAUUUAGAUGCAGCAAAAAAGGACUUACUAAACCAGCCACAACAUGUAAUGGAAAUGCCUGAAUAUUUAGUCCUACUCCAAAAAUAUGAUCGUACGGAAAAUGGGGGUGUCGAGAUUUGUUCAAUAUCCCUUGAGGAAUUAACUGAAUUAUAUAAUGCCAUGAUUAGAGAGCGUUCGAGCUUACAAAUGAAGAUUGAUAAGAGAGCAAUUGAUAUGCUAUCACAUAUUGAGGCUGAAUUUAAUGAGUUGAAGAAUAAUCAAUCUAAGGUGCAAUCGGAACGAAACUCGGUACAACAGCUUAUCGAGAAUAUUGAAGCCCAAAAGACUAAAAAACUAAAUACCAGUUACACUCUGGUUGACAACGUAUUCAAUCAUAUAUUGUGUACCAUGUUGCCUGGAAACGUCCGAGGAUUCUUAAGUUUGGUUGAACCAAAUGAUAUAAAUGAAGGAAUUGAAAUAAAUAUUGAAUUUAAUGGAAUGAAGAAGAGUGGAUUACAUGAUCUUAGCGGGGGCCAAAAGUCAUUAUUGGCUCUAUCAUUCAUCUUAGCGCUCUUGAAACUAAACCCAUGUCCGUUAUAUAUUCUUGAUGAGGUGGAUGCAGCCCUCGAUAUUGGGCAUACUCAAAACUUGGGUUCGGUGAUCAAAAAAUACUUCACCGAGAGUCAGUUUCUUAUAGUCAGUCAUCGUGAGAACUUCUUCAAGAAUGCCUCAAUCGUAUUCAGGACUUCAUGCGUGAAUGGCAUGAGUCACAUUCAGCGCCUCUAA
This is a messenger RNA of Gregarina niphandrodes, 3552 nucleotides long. RefSeq names its product putative structural maintenance of chromosomes protein. The coding region runs from base 1 to 3552 and encodes 1183 amino acids. The transcript has 5 exons. Gene Ontology annotation, molecular function: ATP hydrolysis activity; ATP binding; protein binding. The record is from RefSeq and is a predicted model, not a curated record. Gene Ontology annotation, cellular component: chromosome. Gene Ontology annotation, biological process: chromosome organization. NCBI's taxonomy places the organism in Eukaryota, Apicomplexa, Conoidasida, Eugregarinorida, Gregarinidae.